Messenger RNA from Parathielavia appendiculata, 1044 nucleotides. RefSeq names its product FMN-linked oxidoreductase. Bases 1 to 1044 code for a protein of 347 amino acids. Gene Ontology annotation, biological process: pyrimidine nucleotide biosynthetic process; 'de novo' pyrimidine nucleobase biosynthetic process. The transcript is spliced from 2 exons. Gene Ontology annotation, molecular function: dihydroorotate dehydrogenase activity. NCBI's taxonomy places the organism in Eukaryota, Fungi, Ascomycota, Sordariomycetes, Sordariales, Chaetomiaceae. The record is from RefSeq and is a predicted model, not a curated record. Gene Ontology annotation, cellular component: cytoplasm.
AUGGGAGUAGCACCACCGCUAGAGAUCAACCCACCGCUGAUCAACUCUGCGUGCCCUUGGGCAACCACCCUGGAGGACUUGAGACUCCUCUAUGCGUGCCCGUCAACGGGCGCUGUGACCACUCGCACAUCUCUGAUCAACGGCUUUGAUCACGACCCGGCAAAACACCAAUAUGCCUUCUUCGACUCCGCCCAUGGAGGUUCAGCCCAAAACGCAAGCCUCAAUUCACUGGGCUACAGUUCGCUCACUCUAGAGACCCACCUUGGCUUCAUCAAAACCAUCUCGGAGGAACAACCCGGCAAAUCUAGCAAGGGCUUCAUCGUCUCAGUCACAGGCACCCCCGAGGACAUAGCCGCCAGCUACAAGCUCAUCGCUUCAGUCGCAACCACCCUCAACUUCCCUCUCGCCAUGGAGAUCAACGUCAGCUGUCCCAACAUCCCCAACCGCCCCCCGCCAGCUUACUUGGAAGAAGCCCUCACCACCUACCUCACCCACCUUCAGGUCGCCAUCUCUUCAGCCCACGCUGAUAACACCCCGCGCAUCCCAGUCGGCCUCAAAACACCGCCCUACACCUACUCAACACAGUUCCACGCCCUCAUCUCCGCCCUGGAGAAAGCCACCAUCACAGAUAAAGAACAAGAGGAAAGAAACUGCCCAAUAACCUUCAUAACAGCAACCAACACUCUCGGCUCAUGCCUUCUCUUUUCUUCCCCUGUCGUCUCCUCCUCCUCCGCCUCCUUCUCCUCACCAGCAGCCACCUCCACCCCCCUCCUCCCGGGUAACGGGAUAGGCGGCAUGGCCGGCUCGCCGCUGCAUCCCCUCGCGCUGGGUAACGUGGCCACCCUCCGCCAGAUGCUGGACGAGCGAUCCGGCUUGUUAUCAGGGGUGCGGCUGGUGGGCGUUGGCGGGGUGGUGGAUGCGGAAGGGUACAGAAGGAUGAGAGCUGCGGGGGCGCAUGUCGUUGGUCUGGCGACUGGGUUGGGGGUUAAAGGGGUGGGUGUUUUCGCGGAGAUCGAGAUGGGUCUGGGUGCGGGCGGGUGGUAG